CCCUGAGGAAGCUCUGCUGUCUCCCCAGAGCCGCUCUGAGCACGCUGUCGGCACGGACCCACCGGCAGGGAGGACGGCUCAAAGGCAUGCCAGCUCUCCCGUGAUGCCUGGCCACUGGCUGCAGCCAUGACCUGCAGGGACAGGCACAAGAUGUAGUUUGGGACCCUUCCUAGCAAGGCCAGCCUGGAGCUCUACCCCUUGAGGAGAGACCUUCAGAGGAUGAGUGGGAUAAUCCAGCUAGCUCCUGCUGCUCCCUGGUGAGCUGGGACACCAAACUCACACUGCUUCACACCUGAAGCUGGACUUGGCCUGGUCUUAGAAGGAAAUGCUGUCUCUGCUCUGUGGCCACCCCUCAGCUCUCAACGUCUUCCAUUGAACAGUUGACUUUCCACUCUAGGAGGGAAGGAUCAAAUGGGUUGAGGACAACUGGCCCUUCUUGGCUUUGGCAAAGAGGACUCUUUGGUGCUUUCUAAAGUGCCAGGACAUGAAACAGUAAAUCCCUUCUUCCUGCCCUCCUGCCUCCUGCAAGCAGCCCUGACUGAGGUCCAAGCCAGCCAGUUAAAGGGUUAACCAUAGCUGGAUGCCUGCAUGGCUGCCUUACUGAUCCCACGGAGGAGCAGAGGGAUGAGGACUCGCCUGGGCUGCCUGUCUCACAAAUCAGACUCAUAUAAUGAUUUCACAGCUAUUCUUCCGGACAAGCCCAACCGGGCUUUGAAAAGACUGUCAACAGAAGAAGCUACAAGAUGGGCAGACUCUUUUGAUGUCCUUUUGUCCCAUAAAUAUGGGCUGGCAGCUUUCCGUGCUUUCCUGAAGACCGAGUUCAGCGAGGAGAACCUGGAGUUCUGGCUGGCCUGCGAGGACUUCAAGAAGACGCGCUCGGCGGCCAAGCUGGCCUCCAAGGCCCAGCGCAUCUUCGAGGAGUUCAUCGACGUGCAGGCCCCUCGGGAGGUGAACAUAGACUUCCAGACACGGGAGCUGACCAGAAGAAAUGUGCAGGAGCCCUCCCUGUCUUGCUUUGACCAAGCCCAGGGGAAGGUGCACAGCCUGAUGGAGAAAGACUCGUACCCCAGGUUCCUGAGAUCCAAAAUUUACACAGACCUGCUGUCUCAGACCCAGAGGAGGCUCAGCUAGGACAGCCACGGGGCCCUCAGAAACCACGUGCUUCCCUCAACAGCCAAAACCCAUCUCUAAAUGUGAAACUUUCUUGGUGUUCAAAGCAGUGGGAAUGGGAAAAGAGGGACAAGGGGCAGAGGAAGCUUCCAGAGAGUGACUCUUUGACUAUCUGUGCUUUUUUUUUUGUUAGCAGUAGCACCUUGCAGUUGUUCCCUCUGUCUAGCACAAACCCACAACCCUCUCAGGGUCACCUGUGGGCAAGGCAGGUUCCCUUUGAAAUGGCUGGGUUGGUUUGUGUGUAAAUAACACCUUUCCAUCCUUCCACACAUCUCUCCCUGUCUCUCACCUCUCCCUUGUGCUCAGGAGGGCCCCAAGGGCAGUGCUGACACUUGUGAAGCCACAGCCAGCCCACCUCUCACCCUGCUGGGCUCUGGGACUGAGGGGAGGGAGACAAGAGACAAAGAAACAGGAUUCAAUCCCUUUUUUGAAGUGGGAACCAUCAGCAAACUCAGCUCACCUCCCCAUUUAUUUUUGCACACCUUAUGGCUUGGCUGCCACUCUGUCACUGCCCCUUUUCCUUCAGGGAUGGAGGCUCAGAGUACUCCCAAGGAGCUGAGUUUUCCUCAUGAGGAAGGUAAUCCCAAAAGCUCUCACUAGGCCUGGGCAGGCAAGUCUUCUAAUGUGAAUGAUUGUUUUUUGUGGCUGUUAUUUAUUUGUGUGGUAGCUCAGUCUCAGCCAUCAUUCAGGCUCUGUUGUGCUGGGCACUGGACCAAAGCCCAGCACAAAGGGGCUCCUGGCUGCCACAGGCUUGGUGACUCCUCAGGAAGGACCUGUUGGAACCCUCUGGCCCUUGCUGGGGUGUAGGAAAAGCACAAAGCCCGUCUGCCACAGCAGAUGGCAUUUUUCAUGGGGUACCUGGCCAGUGGCAAUGUGAAAAAUCCCAUUCCUGUUUUUGUUAUUUCCCUUUUACUGACUGUUCCCACUCUCUGAGUGUGUUCAGUGUUCUGCAAAGAGCUCCCCAGCACACAGACCCUGAUGCAGGGUGCUUGCCCCCAGUGGGACACAAAGCAUGGAGUGAGCAGGAUGGGUGUUGGGGCGUGCAGGGGGGGUGUGAGGGGCUCUUUGGCCCUGUUCCCAUGGCCUGGAUGGCCCCUGCAAGAGAAUUCUCUGUGCCCAUGCACCUCCUCUGGGCUGGGCAAUAAUUCCUCCCAUCUGAUGGCCCCAUUUCCAUGGCACUGCUGCUCCAGCUUGGCAGAUUCCUGCAAUAUUUUUGAGGGGAGAAGCAGACAGCCUGUCUGUGGAUUUGAGCCGGCAGACCAGAGGUCUCUUUUCUUAAUUUAAUGAAGGCCUGGAAAGUGACCCCAUGGAUCUUUUUCUUCUCUCAGACAUCCCCAGACCAGAGGCUGUAAACCUCUGCUCCAGCCAAGGGUGGUGGGUGGCUUUGAUACAUCAGAAAGCUGCUGAUAUAGACUUUGUGUAAUGUGGUGUAAAUGAGGUACAAUGAAUUCUAAAGCCAAGCAAAAUGUUUUUGGAAGAAGAUAAAAAAAUAUCUGUCUGGAUAUUAAAAAUUACUGUCCAUCAAUUAAGUAGGAAACAGCUUUUUGAGGCUUUUUGCAAAGAUGAUGUGCAGGACAGUAGGACAAACAGGAUCAAGACAGAGGUGGUAACCAUGCUGGAUUUAUUUUGGAGGUGCAUUCCUGUGGUCUCCAAGACACUGAAAUCUAAACACAUUACAACUUUAUGUUCACUAGGGAAAGCUGCUUUUCAGUGUCUGAUUGGCCAGCAGGAGAAUCCUCCAGGUUUUUGGAAGGCAAAUCCCAUCUCCAGUUAAAUUUCUGUGAGGAAUUUCCAGAAAGAGCAGCAGUGACCCAGCAUUCCUGGCUGUCCCCUGUCCCUGCAGGGACACCUGAGGAGCUGGGGCUGGACUGUGGUGACAGAGGUGACACUCUGCAUCCACAGCAGGCUCAGUGACACAGCUCCUGGGGCUGUUGAGGCCCCUCAUGGGACACGAGACACAAAGCUCAGGGUCUGGACGUGGCACAGUUUGACACAAACUUUUUGCUGCUUGCUCGAAAGCGGGAGCAGUGAAGGACAUCUGGAAAAUGCUCCAGAUUUGCCAUGAUUUCUCCAAGGGAGCCAGAUCCUGCAGGAGCUCAGUGUCCCAAAGCUUUAUGGCAAGCAAGGCAGAGUGAGACAGGUAUGAUGAACCUGAGCAAUGCAUGGAAGGAAUCAGAGGUGGAAGCAAAGGACACCGAGCCACACAUCAGUGCCUGUCCCUGGUGCUGCCUGGGCUGUAGGAAGGUGUCUUGGUUUGAAAAGCCAGGUGUCUGCUAAGGAAAGCAGGAGCCUCCCUUGAAAUGGAAAAUGUAAACCCCUCCCUCUGAAUUAUUGUAAUUUUUAAAUUAAGGGGCUCUCAGGCAAAGAUACGGGAAUAGGAAUAACAAUUCUUUAUCAGGAAAAUUAAAAAUACAAAUGUAAUAGGUACAAAAAAAGAGAACAAACCACUGCCAGAGUGAGAGCAGUCCCUGCCCCCUGUGUGUCAGGGUGGUGUCCCAGCCCCAUCCCAUGGUGGCUCAGCCCUCCUGCAGUGCCAGCUGUGGCUCUGCUGCAGCAGGGAUCCUGCACAAGGGGGGAGUUUUCCUCUGCAGCUCCAGGGCUGCUGCAGAUGGGCCUGGGCUCCCUCUGGCCAUGCAGGGCAGCAGAAAGCUGCUCCUCUGGCAAUGCAGGGGGCAAAGGCUGCUGUGGUGUCCCAAAGCUCAGAUUGUAUCCAGGUAGGAAUGCUUGGCUCCUCC
This is a messenger RNA of Melospiza georgiana, 3905 nucleotides long. It is a transcript of the gene RGS8, whose product is annotated as regulator of G protein signaling 8. The transcript has 6 exons. The record is from RefSeq and is a predicted model, not a curated record. The coding region runs from base 589 to 1131 and encodes 180 amino acids. Lineage: Eukaryota; Metazoa; Chordata; Aves; Passeriformes; Passerellidae.